UUCAAAAUCUUGAGCAUCACAUGAGGAUCCACACUGGAGAGAAGCCGUUCACAUGUGAUCAGUGCGGGAAGAGAUUCACACAAACAUCAAAUCUUAAGAAACACAUGAUGAUCCACACCGGAGAGAAGCCGCAUGCAUGUGAUCAAUGUGGGAAGAGUUUCAGCCGAUCAGAACACCUUAAUGGACACAUGAAAAUCCACACCGGAGAGAAGCCGUUUACAUGUGAUCAGUGUGGGAAAACAUUAAACCUCAAGUCAAUAAACCUGAAGAGACACAUGACAGUUCAUACGAAGGAGAAGCCACAUUCAUGUUCUGUGUGUGGAAAGAGUUUCUCACUGCUGCAAAGUUUACAAACACAUGAGAAAAUACAUACUGGUGUGAGAGAGUACAUGUGCUUUGAGUGUGAGAAGACUUUCAUUUCAGCUGGACAAUUAAAACUGCACCAGAGCAUUCACACUGGAGAAAAACCUUACAUGUGUUCAGAUUGUGGCAAGAGAUUCAGUCAAUCAUCAGAUCUGAAAAGACAUGAGAGGAUCCACAGACAGAGUUUACUUGGUUUAGUGUCUGAUUUUGUGUCAUAACACACGACACAUUUAAAGUUAAAAAAAAUUAAAGGGGUGGUUCAGUGUUUUUUUUUUUUUCUAGGCUUGAUUG
This is a messenger RNA of Megalobrama amblycephala (Wuchang bream), 654 nucleotides long. Its product is annotated as gastrula zinc finger protein XlCGF49.1-like. The transcript has a single exon. The coding region runs from base 21 to 581 and encodes 186 amino acids. Lineage: Eukaryota; Metazoa; Chordata; Actinopteri; Cypriniformes; Xenocyprididae. The record is from RefSeq and is a predicted model, not a curated record.